UCACGUUUUCCCCAAACAGGAAGUGUGAGCGCAGCCUCCAGUUAGCAUCAUGUACCUAGUACGACACAUGAAGCUGCGACCUGCCAUGGAAGAAACGCACCAAUGUUUACACUAAACACCGUCGAACGAGGUGUCAUAACAUGACUAGAUAAAGAAGUGCCCUGAACCUGAAGAUGAGACGUCUGUCCCGAAAAAAAGCCCUCAGCCUGGUGAAGGAGCUGGAUGCCUUCCCUAAAGUGUCAGAAAGCUAUGUGGAGACAUCAGCCACAGGAGGAACAGUAUCACUGAUAGCUUUUAGUACCAUGACACUUCUGGCUAUCUUAGAGUUUUUUGUUUAUCGUGACACUUGGAUGAAGUACGAAUAUGAAGUUGACAAAGAUUUUUCCAGUAAAUUGAGGAUAAACAUUGACAUUACUGUUGCCAUGAGAUGUCAGCAUGUUGGAGCAGACAUUUUGGACUUGGCUGAGACAAUGAUAACAUCUAGCGGGCUCCAAUAUGAAUCUGUUAUUUUUGACCUGACCCCACAACAGAGACUGUGGCAAAGGACAUUGCUUCUCGUACAGAACAGGCUGAGAGAGGAACAUGCUCUUCAGGAAGUCCUUUACAAAACUCUGCUCAAAGGAGCACCCACUUCCCUGCCACCACGUGAGGAUGGAUCUAUGGAGCCGCUCAACGCUUGUAGGAUACACGGACAUGUUUAUGUCAACAAAGUGGCUGGAAACCUGCACAUCACAGUGGGAAAGCCUAUUCAUCAUCCACAGGGCCAUGCACACAUUGCAGCAUUUGUGAGUCAUGAAACGUACAACUUCUCCCAUCGAAUAGACCAUUUAUCUUUUGGUGAGGAGAUACCGGGCAUCAUCAAUCCUCUGGACGGCACUGAGAAAAUCACCUUUAACAACAACCAGAUGUUCCAGUACUUCAUCACUGUAGUUCCCACCAGACUCAACACAUACAAGAUAUCUGCAGACACACACCAGUUUUCUGUGACUGAGCGGGAGCGGGUGAUAAACCAUGCAGCAGGAAGCCACGGCGUUUCUGGUAUCUUUGUGAAGUAUGACACCAGCUCCCUGAUGGUGACUGUCAGUGAGCAGCACAUGCCCCUGUGGCAGUUUCUGGUCCGCCUGUGUGGUAUCGUUGGUGGAAUUUUCUCCACAACAGUUUGUUCCUCUGUCUUCAAAGGGAUGCUCCACAGGCUUGUCGGUUUCUGCUUUGACGUCAUCUGCUGCCGCUUGAAGCUGGGAGUUUACAGGCUGAGAGAGGAUAUGCAGCCGCAUGAGAUGAACAACCUGAACCAUCACCAAACCCCUCUGCUGGCUGACCACGCCCCUCAGGAGUAAAUCUUUUUUAUUUGUGAUCAAACUGCUGACUCAUCCAUCUGAAUGGUGCACUGAUGAGGAGAUCCUGACUUCAACUGCAGAUGGUUUAAGUCAACACACAUUACACCGUUAUUUAGCAUUGUUCAGUUUGCUAACAUUAUGUCAUCAACUGUUUUUCUACUGGAAAAGUGACGCUGUCUGUUUAACACUGUACUGUUAAACAAAAUUUUCAAUCGUUUAUUGCACUUUAGGAUGAUUUCUGCCCUGUGACUGUAUUCAUACAUUUGUAUUUAAACAAGAUUUGUUUUAAGACUGAUUGUAUUUCAUUAUGAGACCUUUUUGCUGUAUCACGUGUUUUUUUCAAACUCCAUUAAAAUGAAUUACUGAA
Molecule: messenger RNA, 1704 nt
Organism: Sphaeramia orbicularis (orbiculate cardinalfish)
Lineage: Eukaryota; Metazoa; Chordata; Actinopteri; Kurtiformes; Apogonidae
Product: endoplasmic reticulum-Golgi intermediate compartment protein 2-like
Exons: 14
Coding region: 174-1337 (387 amino acids)
Biological process (GO): endoplasmic reticulum to Golgi vesicle-mediated transport; retrograde vesicle-mediated transport, Golgi to endoplasmic reticulum
Cellular component (GO): endoplasmic reticulum; membrane; COPII-coated ER to Golgi transport vesicle
Source: RefSeq, a predicted model, not a curated record